GUUCAGUCAAGAGACAUCAACCAUCAUCAACCGGUCCUAUCAGCAUCUCAGCCGAUAGGUUCCAUCAUGGCAUCUCCAAGCAGCAGGAAAGUGCGCACCACCGCAGAUGCGCCCAUGCCUCCUGAUGAGGCUCUGAAGCUCUUGAAGGAGGGCAACGCACGCUUCAUCAAGGGAGAGCCUACCGCAACUCGAACCAACGAGAAAAUGCGCCAGGAGCUUGUUGACAUGGGACAGGCACCACACACUGCCAUCAUUGGCUGUGCAGAUUCCCGGGCACCUUUGGAGACCAUCUUUGAUGCCCUGCCUGGUGACAUCUUUGUGCUGCGCAAUGCUGGCAACACCUGCACCCACGCCGAGGGCAGCAUGGUUGGCAGCUUGGAGUUCUGCACCGGCAAGCUGGGUGCCCGCAUGAUUUUGGUGCUUGGCCACACCAAGUGCGGUGCCGUCUAUGGUGCCACGAACGCCUACCUGGCGGCAAAGAAGUCUGAGACCGCCAGUGUUGAGUCUGCCCUGGAGGGUCUGCUGUUGGACUUGGCCCCAGUGGCGGAGAAGGCCGUGGCCGACAUGGGUUCCCACACUGAUGCAGAUGAGGUCGCAGCCCACGCUGUGCGCGUGAACGUCUUCCACACUAUCGACUUCUUGCUGAAGUACAGCGCCCCAUUGCGGGAGAAGGUUAAGAGUGGACAGGUCGAGAUCCAGGGUGGCAUCUAUCACCUGGACUCUGGAAAGGUGGAGUUCAUGGGACGUUCUCCACAGCAGUCCACCCUUUUGAGCACCAACCUUGGGCUUCCCCCAUCCAUGACUCGUGAGGGUGGCCGCACCUCUGGCUAUGGCCCUUCCGCACGAGGUGAGCAUGGAGUGCGCACCACAGUGGACAGUGCAGUUCCUGCUGAGGAAGCUUUGAAGAUGCUGAAGGCUGGCAACGAGCGCUUCGCUGUGGGUGCUCCUUUGGCCAAGCACGCCACUCUCAAGAUGCGUGAAGCUUUGGUGAGCCAUGGGCAGGCACCCCACACCGCAAUCCUUGGCUGCGCAGAUUCCCGUGUGCCAGUUGACACUGUGUUCGAUGCCAUGCCAGGUGACUUGUUUGUCUUGAGGAAUGCAGGCAACACUUGCACCCAUGCGGAAGGCAGCAUGGUUGGCAGCUUGGAGUUCUGCUGUGGCAAGUUGGGCUCCAAGUUGAUUUUGGUGAUGGGCCACACCAAGUGCGGAGCCAUUGCCGGAGCUACUGCGACCUACCUUGCCAGCAAGGAAGGCAAGGCCUCCAAGAGUGCAGGCAGUGCACUUGAGGGUCUGCUGGUGGGUUUGUCUGGCGUCGCAAAGCAGGCCGAAGAGGAGCUUGGUGUUGGCGCCGAUCAGGACCAGUUGGUGUCCCACUCUGUGCGCGUGAACGUCUUUAGCUCCAUCGAGUUCUUGUUGAAGUACAGCCCAUCCCUCAGGGAGCUUGUGAAGAGCGGCAACGUGGAAAUCCAGGGUGGUAUCUACCAUUUGGAGACUGGUCGAGUUGAGUUCCUUGGCCGCUCUCCCAGGCAGGCUGAAUUGCUCCGCUCCGACCCAAGCUUGCCACCAUCCCUCCAGGCAUUGCCCAUCCGCACAACAACUGAUGGCCCCUUGCCAUCCCAAGAGGCAUUGAAGCUGCUGAAGGAGGGCAAUGCUCGCUUCACCUCUGGUGCUGCAAUUUCAGGAAAGAUCACUCCAGCAAUGAGGAAGGCCCUGGUCAAAGAGGGUCAGGCACCACACACUGCCAUCAUUGGCUGUGCGGAUUCCCGUGCUCCUUUGGAGACUGUGUUUGAUGCCAUGCCUGGUGACAUCUUCGUGCUGCGCAAUGCUGGCAACACCUGCACCCACGCCGAAGGCAGCGUACUUGGCAGCUUGGAGUUCUGCGUUGCCGCCCUGCAGUCCAAGAUGGUCUUGGUGCUCGGACACACAGCCUGCGGAGCCAUCAAGGGUGCCACAGCAACAUACCUGCAGUCCAAGAGCGGCAACAAGCCUCAGGUCACCAAAGCCUUGGAUGCCUUGCUGGUUGGCCUCAGCGACGUGGCAAAGAAGGCGUCUGAGGAGUUGGGUGAAGGCGCAACGGAGGCGCAGAUCGUGGACAGGACCAUCAAGCUGUGAGGUCCUGCAGAUUUUCUUACCACUUCAUGGUCCAGCAUGGGCCAGAAGCUUAGGAACGUCUUCCACACCAUUGACUUCCUUUUGCAGUACAGCCCACUCGUCAGAGAGAAGGUUGCUGCAGGGGAGGUUGAGAUCCAGGGCGGCAUCUACGACCUGGAGACCGGUCAUGUGGAGUUCUUGGGUCAGAGCCCAGCUCAGGCCACCUUGGUGAAAUCUGCUUCCACUUUGCCCCCAUCGUUGGCAUGAUUGCAACCCCUUCACUAAGUGUGGGGUUCUCUCGCUCACAUGCAGCGUGCAACGGCCAAUGCUCGGUAUCACCGGAUGUUAGAUAUGUUUUUCUUGCCAAAAUGUCUCGACAUUUUCAGUCUGUGCGAUUAGCACGGGCUCAACGAUGCAGACAUAUGCAGACAACAGGAGUCUAUUUAAACCUGCUGUUGCCGACCAUCGGCAUGGCAGGGCUUGGAGUCUGUAUUUACUUUCGCAAACUGCAGAAUCUUGCAGCUCCUGGUUCUUGCCGCAACUCCAGUUGCAGCAGGGAAUACCAGAAACCCGUAACUUUGCGAUAGAACGCG
Molecule: messenger RNA, 2684 nt
Organism: Cladocopium goreaui
Lineage: Eukaryota; Dinophyceae; Suessiales; Symbiodiniaceae
Source: the annotation of a GenBank genome assembly